Durio zibethinus is the source of this 1344-nucleotide messenger RNA. The record is from RefSeq and is a predicted model, not a curated record. Lineage: Eukaryota; Viridiplantae; Streptophyta; Magnoliopsida; Malvales; Malvaceae.
GACAACUAAUUAGUUGUAGUUGGAGUUCGACCCUUAUUGUUCUCCUAGUUAUAGAGUAACGAAACUCUGGAGUCUGGACUUGGACAGAGUUUACAAAGGCAGCUAUCUGGUGGUCCCCUUUUCAUUUUUAUUCAUUUUAUUGUUUUUAAAAUCUAAUCCCACAGGAAGGGAUUCGUUCGUGAACGUUUCUACAACAGUAACGGUUCCAUCAGAUCCUUGCUAAAAUCCAAACCUUCCUCAAUCUUCUUCUUCUUCCUAAUAAAACUCUUUUCGUAUUCCUUCAAACCGGCAAAAACAAUGGCAACCUCACUUAAAACAAAUCUUCAUCAGCCUUCUCUUUGUUGUGGGACAAAGCUUUACUUUGGUUUGAAGCUUCAAUCUGCCUGUUUUUUUGCAACUAGGAGACCAAACUUGAGUGCAGACUUCUAUGGCAGAGUUAAUAAGAGCCUCCAACGCGGAACACGAAAUUGUAAACCAACAAGGUCACGAGUAAGGAUGAUGUCUAUAGGAACUCCAAAAGUUCCCUAUAGUUUACCUGGUGAAGGAACUGGGCAAUGGGUUGAUAUAUGGAAUGUCAUAUACCAACAGCGUAUCAUCUUCAUUGGACGACGUAUAGAUGAGGAAUUUGGCAACCAAAUAUUGGCAAUAAUGUUAUACCUUGAUAUUAUUGAUGAUAAUAAGAGGCUUUAUUUUUACAUUAAUGGUCCUGGAGGAGAUUUUUCUCCAAGCUUGGCUAUCUAUGACACCAUGCAAAGCUUGAAGAGUCCUGUUGGCACCCACUGUGUAGGCUGUGCCUACAGUUUAGCAGGAUUCCUUCUUGCAGCUGGGGAUAAGGGUUAUCGCUUUGCAAAUCCCCUUUCAAGAAUCGCUCUGCAGUCUCCAGCUGGUGCAGCUCGUGGUGAGGUUGAUGAUAUUCUUAACGAAGCAAAUAAACUUCUUAUCACUGAGCUAGCUAAGAACACAGGCCAGUCCGUUGAGAAGAUUAACAAGGACUUGAGUAGGGUGAAACUCUUCAGUGCUCAAGAGGCUCUUGAAUAUGGACUUAUAGAUCGUAUAGCCAGCCCAACUCAUUUCAAGGCAGAUGCACCUCAUAAGGAUGCAGGAACAGGCCUCGUUGUUUCACAGAAAGUGUUGUAUCUGAAUGCUUUGAAGUUAAUGAUCCUGAUGACGUUUUCCGAAAGAGCUAACUUUAUUAACGUACAAGCUAUAUUAUGUGAAGAUUCUGUCUCAAAUACAUAACGAGUGGAUGGAUUUAUGUACAAAGUUCUGAUGGUCCCUAAUAUUGGACGCAUCAUUAAAGAGAAUGUUAAAAACAAAAGGUUUACAAUGAAAGCAGUCUGGUCU